Molecule: messenger RNA, 757 nt
Organism: Stomoxys calcitrans (stable fly)
Lineage: Eukaryota; Metazoa; Arthropoda; Insecta; Diptera; Muscidae
Product: active regulator of SIRT1-like
Exons: 3
Coding region: 71-454 (127 amino acids)
Source: RefSeq, a predicted model, not a curated record
CGACGUCAACGUGUUCAUACAUAAUCGAAUUUGGAUCUCUAACCAAAACUAAAAUAAUAAAUAACUAAAUAUGUCCUUGAAACUUUUGAAACAAAGCGUCGAUAUUGUAGAAGAAGAAAUAAAUAGUAUUAAUGAAAGCAAGAAACGUUCCUGCUCAAGAAAUACAAAUUCUUCGUUGAAAUUCGUCUCGGAACAUCAAACUCGAAAGCAGCACAAAAAGAAGUUGCAGGGUGUUCGUAGUCAGCUGAUAAGUAACGAUGCGAAGUCUGAGGAGAAUAUAAAACGACUUUUGGCGCUAUCUAUGAAUCAUAUCAACAUAAAAGAUGCCGAAAAGAUUGUCCAAAGAGCCCAUAAAGGUCGAUAUGUUGAUAAAAUUAUACCUAAAGUUGAACAAGAGUCCAUAUUUACCGAAGAAGACUUCCGUAAAUUUGAGGAGGAAUAUUUUAAUUCAUAGUACUAUUUAAAUGCGUUUCCUUACGGCAAAAACUUGAAAAAACAGUGACAAAGGUUCUAAACAAGACUGCAAAACAUUUAUUUUGCGUUAUAUCAAGGAUGGUGACAAGUAAAUGUUAAUUUUUUGUACGAUUGUAUUUGAUUUCAAAAAGUACGUCUUAAACAAAAAUCUAUUAGCAACAAAAAUAGUACAUUUAAUCAUUAAAAUUUCUUUGAAUUAACGAUGCAUAUCUUUAAGCCAUAAUUUAAGUAGAAACCGACCACACUACUUUGAUUAAAAGUCAAAAUGGAUAUUUGUAAUAUA